Etheostoma cragini (Arkansas darter) is the source of this 2177-nucleotide messenger RNA. Its product is annotated as arf-GAP with dual PH domain-containing protein 1. The transcript has 11 exons. NCBI's taxonomy places the organism in Eukaryota, Metazoa, Chordata, Actinopteri, Perciformes, Percidae. Gene Ontology annotation, molecular function: GTPase activator activity; phosphatidylinositol bisphosphate binding. Gene Ontology annotation, cellular component: intracellular membrane-bounded organelle; plasma membrane. The record is from RefSeq and is a predicted model, not a curated record. The coding region runs from base 154 to 1284 and encodes 376 amino acids. Gene Ontology annotation, biological process: positive regulation of GTPase activity.
AGAGAGAGAGAGACCGGCACCGGCUCGUUCAGUCUCUCCCUCUCCACCUCAGACCGGAGGGGACAGACAGGUGAUCGAGGCGUCCGUCUGUGUGUCUGAUGUUCUGGGACACGCUUCUUCCCACCGCGGCGAGGCUGGACGGAUAGAGUCACCAUGGCACUGGAACCGGAGGGGAACAACCGGCUCCUGCAGGACGUGCUUGCGAGACCGGGCAACGAAACGUGCGCGGACUGCGGCAAUCCAGAGCCGGACUGGGCGUCGCUGACUUUGGGUGUGUUUGUUUGCCAGGCGUGCUCACUCCUUCACCGGAGCAUCCCCCACAUCAGCCGGGUCAAGUCUGUCCAGGACACGUGGGAUGCCAGCGAUGUGGAGCUAAUGGCGGCUACAGGAAACAGCGCAGCCAAGGCCAAAUAUGAGCAGAAGGUUCCGGCUUUCUACUACAGACCAAUACACCCUGACUGCAAGAUGCUGAGGGAGCAGUGGAUCAGAGCCAAGUACGAGAGGAAUGAGUUUGAGUUUAUCGAAAAGCAGGAGCCUUACUCUGCAGGGUACAGAGAGGGGUUCCUAUGGAAACGAGGAAGAGACAACGGUCAGUUUCUUAGCCGAAAGUUCAUCCUGUCGGAGAGGGAGGGGGCGCUGAAAUACUUCAACAAGCAGGAUGCCAGGGAUCCCAAAGCAGUGAUGAAAAUUGAGACCCUUAAUGCCACCUUCCAACCAGCCAAGAUCGGCAACCCCUGUGGCCUGCAGAUCACCUACCUGAAAGACAACAGCACAAGGAACAUCUUUGUCUACCACAGUGAUGCUAAGGAGAUGGUCGACUGGUUCAAUGCUAUCAGAGCGGCCAGGUUCCACUACCUACAGGUGGCCUUUCCUGGAGCAAGUGACGAGGAGCUGGUUCCCAAACUGACCCGAAACUUCAUGAAAGAAGGCUUUAUGGAGAAAACAGGUCCAAAGCACACAGAGGGCUUCAAGAAGAGGUGGUUUACUAUGGAUGACAGGAGACUCAUGUAUUUCAAAGACCCCCUGGAUGCCUACGCCCGCGGGGAGGUGUUCAUCGGCAGUAAGGAGAACAGCUACACGGUCCUGUCCGGCCUGCCCUCUUCCACGCAGGGCUACCACUGGAACCACGGCAUAACCAUUGUCACGCCAGACAGGAAGUUCCUGUUUGCUUGUGAAACCGAAGCUGAGCAACGGGAUUGGAUAUCGGCCUUCCAGAGGGUCAUCAAUCGACCAAUGAGGCCACAGGAAUACGCAGUGGAGGCCCAUUUCAAACACAAGCCCUGAAGACUGCAGGAAGCCGCAACUCAGCUGGACCGGCCCAGUCUUAUUCAGACCUGAGACAAUCCCAAUGUGUGACCAGAGACCGGGGGUGGUGGGACGAGAAAAGAUGACAAGAGGGACUUGAGCCUAGCUAAGUGAAGAAACAUCAAACUCUUAACAGGACUGAAGGCCCACCACGGGGUGAAACGUCUUCGGUCAGAAGCCAAAGGGUAGAUGAUGUCAUCACUUAUGCGCCUACCAACUCUUGUGCUACACAUUCUCAUCCUACCUUUCCUCAGCCACGCGGACCCUUUCCCUGCAACAACCUUUUUCUCAGAUUCCGUCUCGUGAAUGGUUCAUUCUACCUGUAAUCUAAUGUAAUUAUGUAAUCUAGAGUCAUUUCACUGGUUGCUUAACAAAGACAUUGUUAAUUCAUUGAAUGUACAGUUUUGAUGCCAGUGGCUUACCGUGUGUGUGCGUGAAGUUUUCGUUGAGGACGCUGUGAGGUUGAGCCUCUGGUACUGCGGAACCUGAACCUACAAAGUGCUGUUAACAACAAAUAUGCAUACAAAAAAAACGCACACACACAAACUCUCAGUGAUCACCGUAGCUGUUAACGUAGCUCGAGGUGGCGGAUCUGGAUCCAGACAGGCUUCUUUUACAGCCUCAGUCUGACAGCUGUUCUCCUAUUUAUUUGGACUGUUGAUCAUACCGAGUCAUCGUAGACGCAUCGUUGCUGCUCUAAAGGAUUGUAAUGUGACAGGAUUGUAAUUUAUACAACACUUCUACUCUGCACCUGUUUUAUUUUUCUCAUCUUGUUUUAAAGACACAUUGUUGUGUUGACCUUUUAAAUCACAGUGAUUGUUUGUUUCGUCAUAAAGAAAAAAAUCUUAACAUGAAUACAGAUGAACCUCAAA